UGCCAGUCAGCGCCACCUAUCAAUGCCAAUCAGUGCCACCUAUCCGUGCUGCCAAUCAGUGCCACCCUCAGUGUCAGUCAGUGCCGCCUAUCAGUGUCAGUCAGUGCCGCCUAUCAGUGCGCAUCAUUGCCGCCUAUCAGUGCCUGUCAGUGCCACCACCUAUCAGUGUCAGUCAUCAGUGCCGCCUAUCAGUGCCGCCUAUCAGUGCAAUGUAUCAGUGCUGCCUUUCAGUGCCCAUCAGUGAUGCAUGUCAAUGCCCAUCAGUG
Messenger RNA from Staurois parvus, 266 nucleotides. NCBI's taxonomy places the organism in Eukaryota, Metazoa, Chordata, Amphibia, Anura, Ranidae. The record is from the annotation of a GenBank genome assembly.